Molecule: messenger RNA, 940 nt
Organism: Arachis duranensis
Lineage: Eukaryota; Viridiplantae; Streptophyta; Magnoliopsida; Fabales; Fabaceae
Exons: 4
Coding region: 61-555 (164 amino acids)
Biological process (GO): regulation of DNA-templated transcription
Cellular component (GO): nucleus
Molecular function (GO): sequence-specific DNA binding; DNA-binding transcription factor activity
Source: RefSeq, a predicted model, not a curated record
UAUAUAUAUUCUUCAAUUGAGAGUCUAGGGAGGAAAAAAAAUUAAAAGAGAUAGAGAAGAAUGGUUUCGAGGGUUCACAAGAGAACAGGUUUAUUUCAUAGGAACCUUCAACAUCUUCGAUCAAUCACUAAAUCCCAUGCGGUAUUUAAAACAUCAGUGAUAUUGGAUGCAUCAGAGUAUAUACGAAGUCUAAAGAAAAAGCUACAAGAAUUGGAUGAGUUAGCAGUUUGUUCUUCUUCAGUCCAAAAUUUCAUUGACCAUGGUCCCAUGCCUAUGCUUAAAGUUGAAGCACAAGAGGAGGGGUUCAUGAUAAGGGUGCUGAGUCAAAGGAAUUGCAAAGGGUUGUUGGUUUUCAUAUUGGAAGCGUUUGAAGAGCUUGGCCUUCAAGUGCUCCAGGCUAGGGUUUCUUGUGUAGAUGCCUUUUCUUUAGAAGCAAUGGGAAUCAAGGAGCACAAUGAAGGUGAUGAUGAUGAUGAUGGUCAUAUGGAUGCACAAGUAGUAGAACAAGUGAUGUCUAAAGCUAUCAAAAACUGGAGGGAACUUCCAAAGCAAUAAUGGCCUUAUCCGAUCCAAAUAAAAACAACUUUAUUUUAAUUUCUAUCUUGAUCAGUUCAGAUCAUUGUCAUCUUUAAGCCGGUUGGGUUAGAUCGGGUCCAAUGGAUCUUAUGAUCAACGUCGUCGUCGUGUGUGGGUAUAUCGUAAUAUGAUUGUUAAUUUUGGAUAUAUAUUAUCAAAUAAAAUAAUGAAUGAACUUAAACAAUGAAAUUAUUUUGAAUGCUACUCUAUUUUAUUAUAAGUAUUUCGUUAAUAGAAAAAUUAUUAUUUCAAGCAGAAAUAUUUAUUUUAAUUUAUAAAUGGUUAUUUAUAUCAAUAUUAUAAAUAAUUAAUUUCGAGUAGAGUGAAGGGUGUAACGUUAAAGGGAUAGAAGCAAGAAAUAAUA